CAGAUAAGCUUCUCAUAUUAAAUCCCAUUAUUUCCACUCAGCCGUUUCUCUCACCUUAUUCCAUCCCUAACCUAGAUCUGUUUCAUCUUCAUUCGUAUCUCUCUCAUCCGACGCGAAGUAUUGGAGAAAUUCGUGCAUAAAUUACUUUAUCUGAUCCUCUUCCUUCUCCUUCUGCCUCGACUACUCUCGCCAUUAUCGCACAACUUCACUUUCUCUCUCCUCUUCAUCAUCGCAACUUCAUCAAGCCUGAACAUGUUCGUUCUGGAAUCCGCGCUUUGUUGAAGCAAUUGGAAAAUGAGUUUGAUGAUUGUUCGAAUUAUAAGAACGCGAAGGAAGAUAAGAUUUGAAAGAAGCUCCAAAAUAUGGAAUUGGUUGAAGUGUGCAAGUGCAACACAAAAAUGGCGGCAAACUCCGAGAAUACAGGGUCUGAAACGUUUCGGUUGUUUCAAUCAACAGAUGAGGGAAAAAACGCCCCCAAUUUCGGAGGAUUAGGGUUUUUCGAUUCCCUAGAAACUCCUCUUCCUCCUCCACCCCCUUGUGAAGAAAUCUUACCUUCUGAGGUUUCUACUUCAGUAAAGUAUGCUGUGGAGCAGGUUGAUUUGGGGGAUGUUACUUUGCUCAAGGGUCGAGUGAGUACACGGGAGGUUUUUGCAUUGUCAAACUCUGAUUUAGUUCCUGGAAAAUAUGAAGGAGGCCUGAAACUCUGGGAGGGCUCGCUUGAUUUGGUGAAAGCUCUUCAUUCAGAGAUACAAAAAGGGGAUUUAUCAUUUGAAGGGAAGAAAGUCUUAGAGCUUGGAUGUGGCCACGGGCUUCCUGGGAUCUUUGCCUGCCUUAAGGGUGCAGGUUCCGUCCAUUUUCAAGAUUUCAACGCAGAGGUCUUAAAAUGCCUUACUCUUCCUAAUGUGAACGCUAAUCUACCCUCAGGAACUAGUGUUUCUGACAAUUGUAAAAUUCGUUACUUUGCUGGUGAUUGGGGAGAAGUGGAUCGUAUUCUUCCCCAUGCUCGCACAGACAGUAAGGAUGCUGCAUCAUCUAAUGACAAUGCAACAGCCGGAUACGAUCUGAUUUUGAUGGCAGAGACUGUUUAUUCCAUCACCACUUUACCAAAUCUUUACAGCCUUAUUAAGAAACCGUCCUCAUGGUAUUAUCUACUUGGCUGCAAAGAAACAUUAUUUUGGAGUAGGUGGAGGAUCAAGGCGAUUCCUAUCUAUUGUUGAGAAAGACGGCAUAUUGACAACCAGUCUAAUUGCUGAAGUAGUUGAUGGCUCAUCAAAUGUCAGAGAGGUUUGGAAAUUGUCGUGCAAGUGAGCAUGACAUUCGAAGGUUUUGGUAUAAUGACAUAGCUUACUCUCAAAAUACUGGGACCGACUAUUCGCGAAAUGUUGAAAAUAGAGCACUGAGCAGAAAUCAUCCAUAGGGCAGUUUUUUCUGGUUUUUUGCUGCUAAUACAAUCUCGAAACGUGCUAAUGAUUCUGAUUAAUAUUUUCUGAAAUGUAUACCUCGUGCUACAUUUGAUUUAUUUGAGGGCAUAAUUGGCUCCCUCCAUGUUGGUUUAAUGCAAUGUUUAAGGUACUAUUUGAAUUGAA
Messenger RNA from Beta vulgaris subsp. vulgaris (sugar beet), 1586 nucleotides. RefSeq lists its product as uncharacterized. NCBI's taxonomy places the organism in Eukaryota, Viridiplantae, Streptophyta, Magnoliopsida, Caryophyllales, Amaranthaceae. The record is from RefSeq and is a predicted model, not a curated record. The transcript has 11 exons. The coding region runs from base 363 to 1217 and encodes 284 amino acids.